AUGCCCGGAGGCUCAGCCCACAAAAUUACAGUGGUUGGCGAAGAUCGUGUCGACCUGUUUAGGUUCGAGCGCGAGGAUAAAACCUUUCUUCAAAAGAUCGAUAGUCGCCCGAGGCUUUUAUGCAGAUUCCUGAAGGAGGGAGAGAAUGCUGCAUCUUUUCAAACCAUUGGAGAUGUAUCCGCCAAUUCUCUGGCCGGAAUCUCCUCAGUGACGGAGCUGUCUGGUGGGCCUGAUGGGACAUACAAAGUCAAUCGCCAACUUCUCAUUGACACCGUUCACCCUCGACAACGUGACUCAGAUCAGCUUUCGGAUGAGACAUCUCCGAAUGGGACACCCGGUGUGUUAGUGGUUGACGACCCCAAGGAGGCCCUGCUUUCGAAGCAAGACUCGGUCCUGGAUGGGUACACUCCGUCCCUCGUCGUCUUCCAGGCGAAUUCGCUCAACAACAUGGACUCUCAGUCGAGUCUAUUCAAGAUUAUCCAGAAGUCUACGUUGAAACGAUUACUCGUCGUUAUCAACGUUGAUGAUCUACGGAACAAUGGGAAAACAAUCAGUAAACAUGAAUCCUGGGAGAAAACUGCUGCUAACACAAUGGCGGCCAAGCUAAGUGAAGCAUUCAGUUAUGCUGCCCCGAACAAAACAGACAACAUCACGGUUAUCAUUCGUUUCGGCUAUGUGGGUGCGAUGGUCUUGCAGGGCGGAUCGAACCGUCUCUACUUCUGCCCGAGGCGUGGGGAGGGCGAUUUCCUUCGAUCGCACGCCCCAUACACAUCAGCACUCGAAGCAGCAUUUCUGGCUGGUUUGAUACCUGUAGUGAAGGAUCUUGAUUCGGUUCCCGACUGGGAAAUUUGGCAGAAAGCAAUCAAACACGGCUUCUGCACGGCUCGAUAUGUCGCUGGCCUUGGGCUCUCCUUAACAGACGAACUCCUGAACUACCCGGAGUUGGAGAAAGUAUGUGUGGAUUUGGAUUGUAAGGAGAAAGUUUGUAAGAAGGGAAAGAAAGUGUGUGAAGCACAAGUUCAACUCGCAUGUUCCGAAGUCCCUCCUUCCGAUUCUCCCGAUACGUGGUCCAUAUUGGCCCGCAAUUACGCGGAUGGAAAAAUGUUUGAUCUAGCCAAAGACAUCGUCAGCAAAGGAAUUGAAGACGCACUAUCCUCUAUCCCAAGAGCGACAUUCGGCAAAUUAGUCGUAGCUGAUCGGUCGGAGAUUCAGGAGUUUCACGCAAUCACAAAUCGUGUGGAGGAAUAUCUUAAAACUCCAGAGAAGCGACCGCUCUCGAUCGGAGUCUUCGGUGCCCCAGGCUCUGGGAAAUCAUUUGGAAUCAAGCAGAUCAUGAAGAAGGCUACCCAUGGAGCAUCCGGUACAUACCCAGAACUUGAAUACAAUCUUUCGCAGUUCCUGGACUAUUCUAACCUUCUGGUCGCCUUCCAGACUGUUCGGGACAAGACCGUGUCAGGCCAAAUUCCCAUCGUCUACUUUGACGAGUUCGACACGACCCUGAAUGGAGAACUGGGCUGGCUCAAAUUCUUCCUGGCCCCAAUGCAAGAUGGAACCUUCUUCGACCAUGGCUAUAGCAGACCCAUUGGCCGGGCCAUUUUCAUUUUUAUCGGCGGUACCGCAGCCACAUUUGAUGAGUUCAAGAAUGACCAAAUUCAGCUCAUUCCUGGCGGAUUUGUUCGCAAUGACCCAAUCCCUGAAGGGUCCUCAACGACAGUUGGGGACGAGAUAAAGGCUGUAGAAGACGCCAAAGCGGCGAAGGCUGCCAGGGCAGUGAAAAAGCCGGAUUUCGUGAGCAGGUUGCACGUGCAGCUUAAUAUCCGGGGAUAUAACAAAGUCGACAACUCCGAUGAAAUAUAUAUGAUCCGACGAGCUAUCUUCCUUCAGUCAAUCUUGAAAAGUAUCGGUAAGCGCAUUACCUUGAAAAGGGGUGAGGGCAUUACUGUGUCUGACGAAGCGCUCCCGGGCCUUCUAAGAGACUGGACAUAUCACCAUGGUGCUCGCUCGCUCGAAGCCAUCAUUAAUGGUGGCACAAUAACACAAAAUAAGCUCACACCCCUAUCUUCCGGUGAACAGUGGAGUUUACAUGCGAUGUAG
Clonostachys rhizophaga is the source of this 2094-nucleotide messenger RNA. Lineage: Eukaryota; Fungi; Ascomycota; Sordariomycetes; Hypocreales; Bionectriaceae. The record is from the annotation of a GenBank genome assembly.